Messenger RNA from Pungitius pungitius (ninespine stickleback), 6807 nucleotides. RefSeq names its product calcium channel, voltage-dependent, L type, alpha 1F subunit a (gene cacna1fa). NCBI's taxonomy places the organism in Eukaryota, Metazoa, Chordata, Actinopteri, Perciformes, Gasterosteidae. Gene Ontology annotation, biological process: calcium ion import across plasma membrane. Gene Ontology annotation, molecular function: high voltage-gated calcium channel activity. Gene Ontology annotation, cellular component: membrane; voltage-gated calcium channel complex. The record is from RefSeq and is a predicted model, not a curated record. The transcript has 47 exons.
AUGGAUGCAAAGAAAGAUGCCCUCCUUGGGGGGGAUGGGGGGAAGUCCGACACCCUUGGGUCGAGCGGCUCGGCCAGAAAGAGAGGAGGGGGGGCCAAGAAGGCGAUGCAGGCGAACAAGUCCGCCCUCAGGGCCCCCCGAGCCCUCUGCUGCCUCACCCUCAGCAACCCCAUCCGCAUGGCAGCGCUGGCCCUGCCUUUCGAUAUUUUCAUCCUGCUCGCCAUUUUUGCCAACUGCGUGGCCAUGGGUGUCACGAAGCCGUACCCAGAUGACGACUCCAACGCCACCAAUCACCAGCUGACACUUCAAUCUCGCCAAAACGUGUGUAAACCUGGCCUUUUCUUUCAGGAACAAGUUGAGUACGUCUUCCUCGUCAUCUUCACCAUCGAGACCUUCACUAAAAUCCUUGCCUACGGCCUGGUCAUGCACCCCAGCGCCUACAUACGCAGCGGGUGGAACUUGCUCGACUUCGUCAUCGUCAUCGUCGGGUUGUUCAGCGUGAUGGCGGAGGGCAUGACCGAUCACAAGCCGGGAGAGGCCCACCACGCCGCGGGGAAGCCCGGAGGCCUGGACGUCAAAGCCCUGCGGGCGUUCAGGGUGCUGCGGCCCCUCCGCCUCGUGUCCGGAGUACCGAGUUUGCAGAUCGUGUUGAACUCCAUCAUGAAAGCCAUGGUGCCCCUCCUGCACAUCGGCAUGUUGGUCAUGUUCGUCAUCAUCAUCUACGCCAUCAUCGGCUUGGAGCUCUUCAUCGGGCGGAUGCACAAAACGUGCUACUCCAGCGCCACAGGUCUCAUGAUAGAAGACGACCCGUCGCCCUGCGCGUUCGCCGGCAGCGGGCGCUUCUGCGUUGGCAACGGGACCGAGUGCCGCGGCAAGUGGGAAGGCCCGAACGGCGGCAUCACCAACUUUGACAACGUCUUCUUCGCCAUGCUGACGGUUUUCCAGUGCAUCACCAUGGAGGGUUGGACAGACGUCCUCUACUGGAUGAACGACGCCAUCGGCUUCGAGAUUCCGUGGGUCUACUUUGUUUCUCUGGUCAUCUUUGGAUCCUUCUUCAUCAUCAACCUCGUGUUGGGUGUGUUGAGCGGCGAGUUCUCCAAGGAGAGAGAAAAGGCCGUCGCGCGCGGCGAGCUGCAGCAGGCGCAGGAGAGCAAGCAGAUGGAGGAGGACAUGAUAGGCUACAUGGACUGGCUCAUAGAGGCCGAGGACGUGGACGAAGAAGGGAACAAACGUGCUGCGAUCGCAAAGAAGAAGAUGAUGAAGAAGUUUGGCUGGUACAAACACAACGAGGACGGCGGAGCGGAGUCCGACUCGGACGACGACAUCGCGUACCUCGACGAUGACAGUGGCUUCUGUGCGUCUCUCAUGGCAAAGAUGAUGGCGAAUAGCUUCUGUGACCAAUUGUGCCAGCUGAAUCACACGUUCAGGAAGAACUGCCGCGUGGCCGCCAAGACCAACAACUUCUACUGGCUGGUGCUUCUGCUGGUGUUCCUCAACACGGUGGCCAGUGCCUCGGAGCACUACGGACAGCCCAGCUGGCUCACGGAAAUGCAAGAGCGAGCCAACAAGAUCCUGCUGCUGCUGUUCACCCUGGAGAUGCUGAUGAAGAUGUACGCCUUCGGCCUGCAGAUCUACUUCCACGCGCUGUUCAACCGCUUCGACUGCUUCGUGGUGUGCGGCGGCAUCCUCGAAACGCUGCUGGUGGAGCUGCAGUUCAUUCCGCCCAUCGGCAUCUCCGUGCUGCGCUGCAUCCGACUGCUCAGGAUAUUCAAGAUGACCCGCCACUGGGCCGCUCUGUCCGACCUGGUCAACUCGCUGCUGAACUCCAUGAAAGCCAUCUGCUCCCUCCUGCUGCUGCUCUUCCUCUUCCUCAUCAUCUUCGCCCUGCUCGGCAUGCAGUUAUUCGGAGGGAAAUUCAACUUUGACGAGACCCAGAUGAAGAGAAGUACUUUCGACUCUUUCCCUCAGGCUCUGCUCACUUGUUUUCAGAUCCUCACCGGAGAGGACUGGAACGCUGUGAUGUACGACGGCAUCAUGGCCUACGGGGGGCCGAUCUUUCCCAACAUGGUGGUUUGCAUCUACUUCGUCAUCCUCUUCGUCUGCGGCAACUGAAUCCUUUCUCGGUACAUCCUGCUCAAUGUCUUCUUGGCCAUCGCCGUGGACAACUUGGCGGGAGGAGGCGGAAAGACCGUAGUCGAGGAGAAGAAGGAAGAUGAUGACGAAUGGGACGAGGACAAUGAAAAAGAGGAUGAAGACGCGGCGAACGAGGAGGACGACUGGCAGGAGAACGAGGAGCUGAGGGUCAUCGAGGGUCUGGAGGGAGUCGCUCCGCUGAAGCCCGAGUUCUCUGGGCCCAAAGAGAAGAUCAUCCCAAUCCCCGAGGGGAGCUCCUUCUUCAUUCUGGGAAAGAAAAACUGUUUGCGAGUCGCCUGCCACAACCUCAUCCAUCACCCCUACUUCACCAACUUCAUCCUCGUCUUCAUCAUCCUCAGCAGUAUUUCCCUGGCUGCCGAGGAUCCCAUCAAAUCCCACUCGUUCAGGAACAUAGUGCUCGGCUAUGCAGAUUACGUUUUCACUUCCGUCUUCACGGUGGAGAUCGUGCUGAAGAUGACGGUCUACGGGGCCUUCCUGCACUCCGGCUCCUUCUGCAGGAACGCUUUCAACCUGCUGGACCUGGUGGUGGUCGGCGUGUCCCUCAUAUCUUUCUUCCUGCAUUCAAGUGCGAUCUCUGUGGUGAAGAUUCUCAGAGUGCUGCGAGUGCUCAGGCCUCUUCGUGCCAUUAACAGAGCCAAAGGACUAAAGAAUGUGGUGCAGUGUGUGUUCGUGGCCAUCCGCACCAUCGGCAACAUCCUGAUCGUCACAACGCUGCUUCAGUUCAUGUUCGCUUGUAUUGGAGUGCAGCUCUUCAAGGGCCGAUUCUACAGCUGCACAGAUGAAGCCAAACACGACCCUGUGGAGUGCAGGGGAACGUUUGUGGUCUAUAAAGACGGGGACAUGAACCACCCCAUGGUGAGGGAGAGGAUUUGGGAAAACAGUGAUUUCAACUUUGACAACGUGCUGAUGGGCAUGCUGGCUCUGUUCACUGUGUCCACAUUUGAAGGAUGGCCACAGCUCCUCUAUCGGUCCGUGGACGCCAACGCCAUCAACCGAGGGCCCAUUUACAACUACCGAGUCGAAAUCUCCAUCUUUUUCAUCAUCUACAUCAUCAUCAUUGCCUUCUUCAUGAUGAACAUAUUUGUGGGUUUCGUCAUCAUCACAUUUCGAGAGCAAGGAGAGGCUGAAUUCAAAAACUGUGAACUCAACAAAAAUCAACGGCAGUGUGUGUACUACGCUCUGAAAGCCCAACCCAUAAAGAUCUACAUCCCCAAAAACCCGUCGCAGCUCAAAUUCUGGAAAAUCAUCAAUUCCAGCCAGUUUGAAUACAUCAUGUUCGUGCUGAUUCUGGGGAACACGCUGACUCUGGCCGUUCAGCACUACGAGCAGUCCAAAGGAUUCACCUCCAUCAUGGACAUCCUCAACAUGAUCUUCACCGUGGUCUUCACCAUCGAGAUGAUCAUAAAGCUCCUGGCUCUGCGGGUUCAUCACUAUUUCAUCGAUCCGUGGAAUUCUUUUGACGCAUUGAUCGUCGUGGGCAGCGUGUUGGACAUCGCCGUCUCCGAGUUGAGCGGAGGAGGGGGCCACGGUGAGGGUCCCGGUAAAGGAGAGAGCGGGAAGGUCUCCAUCACAUUCUUCCGUUUGUUCCGAGUCUUGAGGUUGGUGAAGCUGCUCAGCAAGGGAGAGGGCAUCCGAACGCUCCUCUGGACCUUCGUCAAAUCGCUGCAGGCUCUGCCGUACGUCGGCCUGCUCAUCGCCAUGAUCUUCUUCAUCUACGCUGUGAUCGGCAUGCAGACAUUUGGCAAAGUGGCCAUCGACGACGACACGCACAUCAACAGGAACUGCAACUUCCAGACGUUCUUCAUGGCCGUCCUGGUGCUCUUCAGGUGUGCCACCGGAGAGCAGUGGCAGGAGAUCAUGCUGGCAGCGCUGCCCGGCAGACGCUGCGACCCGGAAGCCGACACUGAGCCCGGCGAGGAGUUCAACUGCGGCAGCAACCUGUCCUACAUCUACUUCAUCAGCUUCUUCAUGCUGUGCGCUUACCUGAUCAUCAACUUGUUCAUUGCCGUCAUCAUGGACAACUUUGAAUACCUGACGCGGGACUGGACCGUGCUCGGCACCCACCACCUGGACGAGUUCAAGAGAGUUUGGUCCGACUACGACCCGGAGGCCACCGGCCGCAUAAAGCACAUCGACGUGGUCACUAUGCUGAGAAGGAUCCAGCCGCCUCUCGGUUUCGGCAAACUGUGCCCUCACCGCGUCGCCUGCAAGAGACUCGUGGCCAUGAACGUCCCGCUGCACUCCGACGGGACGGUCACCUUCAGCGCCACCCUGUUUGCCCUCGUGCGGACCUCCCUCAAGAUCAAGACUGAAGGCCCGAUCGACAAGCAGAACGAGGAGCUGAAGCUGAUCAUCAAGAAGCUGUGGAAGCGCACCAGGCCCAAACUCAUUGAUGAAGUCAUUCCUCCCCCUAGAGGGGAGGAAGUGACUUGUGGGAAGUUCUAUGCGAGCUUCCUGAUUCAGGAUUAUUUUAAAAAGUACCGCAAGAGGAAGGAGAGAGAGAGGAAAUCCAAAAGGAAGGACAGGGCGGCUUCUCUGCAGCUCGGGCUGCGCACGCUGCAGGAUCUGGCUCCGGAGAUGCGUCUGGCCAUGGCCUGUGACCUCGAAGAAGAGGAGGGCGUGGAAGGCGAGGCGGGCGGCGACGACUUGUUCCAUAGCGAGCCGGGAGCCUCCCUGAACGUCCCGCUCGCCGGCAGCGCGCUGUCGCCCAUAAACAAGCUGGUGGAGCAGGUAACCGUGCUCAUGGAGAACGAGUCCAAGAAGGUGGUCACGGAGCAGGUGGUGGGCCUGCAGGUGCACCAGAGGCCGGGGUCCGAGCUGGCGGGAGUGAGCGUAGUGACGGAGCAGCCUCUGAGGUCCGAAGCCCUGCCCCUCAGGGAGGAACCCAUAGAUGAGUUGCCUCCUCCUCCUCCUUCUCCUCCUCCUCCUCCUCCUCCUCCUCCCCCGGACAUCGCACCGGAUGUAGUGGAAGAACCAGCUGUGCUGGCUGCAACCGUGGAGGAGCAGGUUUGUUGCAUGGUGGAGGACGCUGCUGGUGGAGCACCUAUAAAUGGGUACGUGCACCCAGAAGCCGCGUCUCCUGCACCAGCCGAGACGGGCAUCAACGAACCGGGCCUGGAGCGCGCCGUUAGCGCCGAGGAGGUACCGCAUGACACGCGUGACGCCAAUGGCUACGACGUCACCGGGUACAACGGCGGCAACAUGAAUGGAGAGAGUGUCGCUGAGAGCCCCACGCCGUACACCUCAAACGGAUACGACGGGUACGCGGGCGACAUUGAGAGCGGCAGCAUCGUCAGCGCCAACGGCAACGGGAGCGCGAUGAAUGGAAGCGGCAGGACUUUCGGGGGUUACGCUGGGAACGGCUACAGUGGAGGCGAGAAUGGCACCCAGUUCGUCAGGAGGCGGCUGCUUCCUCUCAUACCACAAGGCCGAAAGCCGUCCUUUAACCUUCAGUGUCUGAGGCCACAGAGCAGUGUGGACAACCUCCCCAUCCCGGGGACCUUCCGCGGGACCGCACCCCCACUGAGAUCCCAUAUACACAACCAGCACAGCCUGGACUCGCGGCCCGGCGGCGCGUCCUCGGCCUCCUGGGUGAACGCGACAGCAGCCGGCGCCGGCCACCUCCCCGGAGUGAUCCCCCCCUCGGGGCGCCGGGGCAAGCUCGUCUACAGCCCCAUGAUCCUGGUGGACGAAGCCACGGGCAGCAGCCAGCCGCUGUGGAGCGACGGCUCGGCCAGCCUCCCGGCGGGCGGCAGGGCCCCCGGCUGGUACCCGGGUCAGACCCGGACCUUCACCAGCAUGAGGAUGCCGCCGGUCGGACAGGGCUUCGUGGACAAAGGCAGCGCGGACAGCCUGGUGGAGUCGAUCCUGAUCUCCGAGGGCCUCGGCGUCUACGCCAGGGACCCGAAGUUUGUGAGCUUCGCCAAACGGGAGAUCGCCGAGGCCUGUCACAUGAGUCUGGACGACAUGGAGAGCGCGGCCACCGACCUCAUAGCUCGCGGGGCCAGUCAGUCGAUGGCCCGCUUUGAGGAGGAGCUGGCUGAUGAGAUGAACUGCGUGAUUUCUUACUGAGAUCACAAAAACUGAGGAGGAAUAAAAAAUAAAACUUUGAGAAAAGUGAGUGUUUAAGAUAGAAAAAAAAAAGUUGAAAGUGGACGGAAUAGUGUAAGAAUGAUGUGAUACAAAAGGGACAGUUUUGUGUGCUUUGUUAUACAACGGUUAAUAUUGUCCUGGGAAGAUAUACAUAAACUUUUGUAAAUGCCAAAACACACACGCACACAGUAUCACACACACACAUGAUGACAUUAUGAUGACAUGUCAGGAUGUGGCAGGACGCACAACUAAUCCUACAAACACAAAGCCGUGUUUUACAGAGUCCACUGUCAGAAAACUAUGACUCUUACCAUCAUUAUGAUAUGGGAUCAUUUUUUGCAUUAUAUUCUCAUUUUGUACUGAACUUGAAUUAUUCUUACUUUGUACACAUUUAUGAACUGUGAAAAAAACAAAAAGGGAACUAUUAGAUUAAUAACGUUUUGUUACACAAAUAUACAUGUGAGUGCGCAACGACUUGCUAUUUUUGAGAAAUAUUUGAAUCAACUGAAUUAGGAAUAUUCUCUAACAUUCAAUAUAAAAUCUCAUUGUAAAGUUUUGAUU